AUGCAAAGUUUCUCACAUCUCUCGCUUUUGAGUGCUUCAACGGCGCAUGACAUGAACGAUGAGCCCUUCAGCGAGCAAAUUGACCAAAUGGAUCAACCGGAACAAGUGAGUGGCCGUUUACUGGGUUAUAUAAGAAGUAAAGACUUUAAUGACCGCAAAUGCCCCUCCUCCCGCCUCUCAACGGAUUCAUUUUUCGCUUCGGAAAUGCUGAUUUCAUCGCCAAGAUCAUCACUUGCCCGACAUUUCGCCGUGUCGAGAUCCGCCUUUCCACACAGAAACCCCUCGAAAUCUCCUAUGUUGAUAAGGUGCGCAUUCGUACCGGUGAUGGAUGCCGUUAUUCCAGGGACAAGGAUGUCUUCCACUUUUCAUCAUAUAUGCCUCAUCCUCCAU
Mesorhabditis belari is the source of this 390-nucleotide messenger RNA. Lineage: Eukaryota; Metazoa; Nematoda; Chromadorea; Rhabditida; Rhabditidae. The record is from the annotation of a GenBank genome assembly.